Messenger RNA from Trypanosoma cruzi, 870 nucleotides. RefSeq lists its product as uncharacterized. The record is from RefSeq and is a predicted model, not a curated record. Gene Ontology annotation, molecular function: nicotinamide-nucleotide adenylyltransferase activity; nicotinate-nucleotide adenylyltransferase activity. Bases 1 to 870 code for a protein of 289 amino acids. NCBI's taxonomy places the organism in Eukaryota, Euglenozoa, Kinetoplastea, Trypanosomatida, Trypanosomatidae. Gene Ontology annotation, biological process: NAD+ biosynthetic process. The transcript has a single exon.
AUGAGCGAUGACACAGCGGCAUCUUAUCGUUUCAGUGGUUUGAAGUUAACACCAUGGAGCGCCAUCGAUGUGACGGUGGUUAGGCGUCUUGCUCUUGUGGCAAUGUGUGGCUCCUUCAAUCCCAUUCAUCUGGUACACAUUGCCAUGUACGACGCGGCCCGCGACGCAUUGAUGCAUCAUACAGAAGCGACGGAUGCCCCCUCCAACGUUGUAGUUGUUGGUGGCUUUUUUUCACCUGUUAAUGAUCACUAUGGAAAAGAAGAUCUCCGCCCUUUUGCUCAGCGGGCAGCGAUAUGCAAGGCGGCACUGGCCGAUCAUCCUUCACUUGCCGUUGACGAGUGGGAGGGGUUACAGCCGAUGUAUGUCCGUACAGUGCACGUUUUGGAUCACCUUCAGAAGGCCGCGCAGAGGUGGUAUGAAACCGAUGCGGCGCCUAAUGCGACACAGUUGGCGUGGGUGCGACAGCACCCUGUGAGUGUCGUGUUUGUUUGUGGGAGCGAUUUGUUUGCCUCUUUUUUGAGGCCCGGCUGCUGGUCAUUAAAACUUCUUAAACAGUUGUUGGAUAAUUUUGACGUGAUGGUUGUGCGACGAGCAUGCACGAAUGUGGGGUGUGAGGAUAUGUUGCGUCGGCAUGGUUCUUUCUUGCGGGAAAAUGUGAAGGAUACGGAAAACGACUGUACGAGGCUUCUAACCCUCGAUCUAGCCGCUUACCGUUUCAUGGAGGUGGAAAUAUUUGCCAAUGAGACUUCUUCAAGUGCCGUCCGUGAGGCACUUGCGGCAGAUCAUGCUGCGGACAUCAGCAACCUUGUCCCUGCUGGGGCUGAUUCUCUUAUUCGUGCAUUCUACGCAAACAAUACUCAAAAUGAUUGA